Messenger RNA from Coturnix japonica (Japanese quail), 3801 nucleotides. RefSeq names its product potassium voltage-gated channel subfamily C member 2 (gene KCNC2). Gene Ontology annotation, molecular function: protein binding; delayed rectifier potassium channel activity. NCBI's taxonomy places the organism in Eukaryota, Metazoa, Chordata, Aves, Galliformes, Phasianidae. The record is from RefSeq and is a predicted model, not a curated record. Gene Ontology annotation, cellular component: presynaptic membrane; postsynaptic membrane; neuronal cell body membrane. Gene Ontology annotation, biological process: potassium ion transmembrane transport; action potential; protein homooligomerization.
CUCGUCCCGCUCCUCCGCCCCGUGCCGCCCCAGUCAUGUCCCACCCGGAGCGAUGGGGAAGCUCGAGGACAACGAGAGGGUGAUCCUCAACGUGGGGGGCACGCGGCACGAGACCUACCGCAGCACCCUGAAGACCCUGCCGGGCACCCGCCUGGCCCUGCUCGCCGCCGAGUCGCAGGGCGAGUCCCCGGGCAACGAGGAGCCGCCGCCGCCUCCUCUUCCCAACGCGGCCCCGCCGGCGGGCGGCUGCCCCGAACCCGGCAGCGGCUGCAGCCCGCGAGGCGGCGGCGGGGCCAGCGAGUUCUUCUUCGACCGCCACCCGGGGGUCUUCGCUUAUGUGCUCAACUACUACCGCACCGGCAAGCUGCACUGCCCCGCCGACGUGUGCGGGCCGCUCUUCGAGGAGGAGCUGGCCUUCUGGGGCAUCGACGAGACCGACGUGGAGCCCUGCUGCUGGAUGACCUACCGGCAGCACCGCGACGCCGAGGAAGCGCUCGACAUCUUCGAGGCGCCCGACCUGCUGACGGGCGAGCCGCCCCCCGACGGCGACGACGACGAUAUGGCAGCCAAGCGACUGGGCAUCGAGGACGUGGCGGCGGCCGCCGAGGGCAAGGGUGGGCGAUGGAGGCGGCUGCAGCCCCGAGUCUGGGCGCUCUUCGAGGACCCCUACUCCUCCCGGGCCGCCAGGUUCAUCGCCUUUGCCUCCUUAUUCUUCAUCCUAGUUUCAAUCACAACCUUUUGCCUGGAAACGCAUGAGGCUUUCAAUACUAUUAUAAAUAAAACUGAGCAGGUUGUCAAUGGAACAGAAACUGUACCACAGUAUGAAAUAGAGACAGAUCCUGCCCUAACCUAUGUGGAAGGAGUCUGCGUAGUAUGGUUUACAUUUGAAUUUUUAGUGCGUGUUAUUUUUUCCCCCAACAAACUUGAAUUCAUUAAAAACCUCUUGAAUAUCAUUGACUUUGUGGCCAUCCUGCCCUUUUACCUAGAAGUGGGUCUGAGUGGGCUCUCCUCCAAAGCUGCAAAGGAUGUACUUGGUUUCCUCAGGGUAGUAAGGUUUGUGAGGAUCCUGCGAAUCUUCAAGCUCACGCGGCACUUUGUGGGCCUCAGGGUGCUGGGCCACACUCUGAGAGCCAGCACCAAUGAAUUUUUGCUGCUGAUAAUAUUCUUGGCACUUGGUGUUUUGAUAUUUGCCACCAUGAUCUACUACGCAGAGCGUGUGGGAGCUCAGCCCAAUGAUCCGUCAGCAAGCGAGCACACACAGUUCAAAAAUAUCCCUAUUGGCUUCUGGUGGGCUGUAGUCACCAUGACCACCCUGGGAUAUGGGGACAUGUAUCCACGGACUUGGUCAGGUAUGCUGGUGGGAGCCCUGUGUGCGUUAGCAGGAGUGCUCACCAUAGCCAUGCCUGUGCCUGUGAUUGUUAACAACUUUGGGAUGUACUACUCCCUGGCCAUGGCAAAGCAGAAACUGCCGAGGAAGAGGAAGAAGCAUAUCCCUCCUGCUCCUCAAGCUAGCUCUCCCACCUUCUGCAAGACAGACUUGAACAUGGCCUGCAAUAGCACACAGGGGGACAUCUGCCUGGGCAAGGACAACCAGUUGAUGGAGCACAACAGAUCAUCAGCAGCCACUGUGUCCCACUCUGUUGGACUCCAUGGUGUUUUGCCUCAGUGUUUGUCUCUUGUGUCAGCUUUGCCUGUGCCACAUCGUGGCCUGUUAAGCAAGAUCCUACAAAGAAGCAGUCAUUUAAAAGGAGCAGUGUUAUCAGGUGAAGACAGUGCAGGAAGUGAGCAGCCACUCUCACCUGGUGAAAGGCUCCCUCCCAUCAGACGCUCUAGUACCAGAGACAAAAACAGAAGAGGGGGAACAUGUUUCCUACUGACAACAGGGGAUUACACGUGUGCUACUGAUGGAGGGAUCAGGAAAGAUAACUGCAAAGAGGUUGUCAUUACUGGUUACACGCAAGCAGAAGCCAGAAAUCUUUCUUAAUGGCUUGGGGAAGGCACAAAACAUGCAAGAAAGAUACUUAAAUAUAUUUUUCAAGUGCAAGUUAAUAUUAUAUAUAGACUAACUCAGAGUAAGCACUCUGAAGAAUUUUAGAGUGAGACUUAGAAACAACUUUGCAAUGCUGACCAGUUGCCUAUUGCAUCAGUCCUCCUCCUAGCAACCAGCAUUCCUUACAGUUCUGAAACUGUAUCUCCUCUGGUGGCUUUUUCAUUCAAUACAAAUCUGUGUUUAUGCAACGGGACAAAUGCAAAAUGGCACAUUUGAUGUACUGGGCUGGUGAGGGACUAUUACCCUAAAAUACAGAAUUUUAGAAUUACAUGGGGAGACUGUAACUACCCAAAUAGCAAGAGAUCCUUGAGAUUGUUGAAUAAUCCCUGACUGUCAUGUUUUAUUUAUUUAUUUUUUUUUGUUAGGACAAGAACUAAAAAUUAUUGUUAACCAUGUAACAUGUUCUUCUGUAUAUAGCCUAGCCCAACAGCAUGACCUGCAUGACAAAAUUCUUGUACAAUAAUAUAUUUAUCAGAGCAUACAUUUCUGAUAUUUAGAGAUGUACAUUAACUUAGUUUUGGUAAAAUAUUGUCAAUAGAGAGAUAAUUGAUAACAGCUUUUAGCAAAGGAAUUAAUAUAAUAUUUGGUGCUGCUGUUAUAUUAACUACAGUGUUGUACAGAAUUUAUCAUGGAUUUUUGACUGCUGAAAAAGGGACAAUGGAAUUUAGCCAUACCAAGGACUGUACUGGAAAGAGACUGCUGCUGCUGAAUGGGCCCUGAUAAACAGCUCACGCCUUGAGGAGGUCGCUGAGGCUUUACAUGGGAAGUAGAGCUCGUUAAAGAAGAUUAAAGACUGCUCAUAAUUACUGCUGCCAGAGGAAGGGGUGAUUAGUCACUGUUGAUGAGUCAGCUGUAAAUAAAACGUGUGUGCAUGGAAUAUCAGUUUUUAUCUAUAUCAAGGAAAGCUGAAUUAAAGUCAUCAUUGCUAAGGCUCCAUGCAAAGACCCACACCCCUGUGCGUAUUAUUCCUGGUUCCUGCAGUAAGUUGUGCUGUGGAUCAUACAAAGACACACACUUAAUAAUGAUAGUGAUGUAAACUGCAUCCGUCUUGACUUCUGUCAUAACAGUGGUAUUAUUUGCAAAGCUCACAAAUAUGAUCUGAGUAGGUUUGCAUAAGUUCUUGCUUUCUCAGUUUGCCAUAAGCUGUAUUUGUAUGAAUUCUAGUGUACAUGCCAAGUCCUAAGUUUACUUUUCACUUUAAUAAGAUAAAUGUGAUUGCAGACAGACAUCACUAACUUUGUUCACAGCACACAGUCUUCUUUCAUUGUUACCUCAGACUUUAAGUAUUAUGAGAAAUAAAAUUCUGGCAGCAAGAGUAUUAUGUUUUUUUGUUUUUUGUUUUUUCUUUUUAAUUAAAAAUGUUUCAAACCCAACAUCAAUAAAUAUAAAAGAUGUAUUAAAAUUAUAUCUUAAAAAUGUAUAUUUUACAUAAAAAAGAUAUUCUUUGAUCAGCUACUUUCUGUAAUUUUUGUGGUAAAUGGAUCUAGUCUAUUCUAUGUUUAUGAAGCUUUGUAGUGCUACAAUGUGGUAAUUAUGUUCUCUCCACCCUAUUCAGUGAGAAAUUCUCCAGAAUCUGUUUUGUCACCCUGGUGUCCCAAUUGUAGGGACCUGUCCCAGUUGUGAAACUCUGUAUUGUGGAACUUCUGUGAACAUGUCAAGGUGCAUGCACAAUCCUGGUGGAAACCAGUGGCAAUGUAAUAUCUGAAUUGGAGAAUAAAAGGCAAAAGACCUGGGGAGGAACUUGGAACAUA